Molecule: messenger RNA, 1762 nt
Organism: Cyclopterus lumpus (lumpfish)
Lineage: Eukaryota; Metazoa; Chordata; Actinopteri; Perciformes; Cyclopteridae
Gene: pigw
Product: phosphatidylinositol glycan anchor biosynthesis, class W
Exons: 2
Coding region: 114-1607 (497 amino acids)
Biological process (GO): protein localization to plasma membrane; GPI anchor biosynthetic process
Cellular component (GO): membrane; endoplasmic reticulum
Molecular function (GO): glucosaminyl-phosphatidylinositol O-acyltransferase activity
Source: RefSeq, a predicted model, not a curated record
GUAUGCGGAAGCGUUGUAGCUGUCAUCUUGCUGCAGGUUAGCAUCGCGCACGGGAACGUCAAGAAUUUUGUGAGCCUUCAUUUCCGACGCCUAACAGACACACAUCCGUGGCCAUGUCUCAGCGGGACCUGAAGGAAGCAUUUGUCAGUAAUCUCAGUGGGACCAGUCUGCAGGAGGUGGCCCUGGGCUCCUUUCUCACUCCACUGUGCCUCAUCAGCAGAGGACUGAUUUUGACCCUGUAUCAUCGGGCCAGGGGGACUCUUCCGCUGCCACUCCCACUGAUUUCACACCUGCUUCUAGACUUCUGUGUGCUUAUCCUUCCCCUCGUCCUGUCAUGCACCGUUCUGAGCGACGCUCUUCGCCAGGUCAUCCUGAGCCUGGGCUUCGUUUCGACUUGUGUGUUUUGCUAUAUCUAUCGUGUUAGCAGCCAUCGCUCUGCUCGGCACCCACAGAACCCGGUUGGCACCUUCCUUCAGAGUCACGUUCAAUUCGACCAGCUUCCCUUUGUGACAAUCUUCCGAGUGUUCGUGAACGUGAAAACAGCCAUCAGCAUCCUCGCCGUAGACUUUAGUAUCUUCCCAAGGCGAUAUGCUAAAACUGAAACCUAUGGGACAGGGGUUAUGGACUUUGGCGUUGGAGCGUACGUCUUUGCAAAUGCCCUUGUCUGUCCAGAGGCACGAGGGAAGAACAUCUCUGGAUCCAAGAUGAAUCACAUUGCAAAGCAGGUCCUAUCUGUCUGGCCCCUGGUUGUUCUUGGUGUGGGAAGGCUGGUGAGCCUCAAAAUGUCUGGCUACCACGAGCAUGUGACAGAAUAUGGCGUCCAUUGGAAUUUUUUCUUCACACUGGCCAUCGUCAGAGUUGUGGCAUCUGUGCUAUUGGCCAUUUUACCAGUCAGUCGGUCAUGGGUUAUUGCCCUUCUGAUCAGCGGAUUUUAUCAGUUCACUCUGGAGACAUCGGGGCUGAAGGAUUUCCUUAUCCACAACAAUGACAGAGAAAAGGGAUUUCUGCAUGCUAACAAGGAGGGUGUAUUCUCUGCAGUGGGCUAUGUAGCCAUCUACCUGGCAGGAGUUCAGGUUGGACUCUAUGUGAUGCAACCAAGAUCCCUUGUUAGGCAGUGGCUCAAAACACUUGUUAACCUCUUGUUGGGAAGUUGUGUCCUGUACACUGCUUUGUACACAUGUCAGACACUCGUGGAGCCGGUGUCUCGGCGCUUAGCUAAUUUAUCUUUCUGCCUCUGGAGUGUUGCUCAGUCUUUAUUUUUUAUGUCCUGUCUUGGCAUGGCUGAUAUGGCUUUACUGUUUUCCAAAAGAACAUCAGGCUGUCACUUUAUACCCUCAUCGUGGAAUCUGCAUAAGAAACAAGCAGACUCGGUCUCUGACAAAAAGACAGGUGAGAUAGAAAGACACUGUAUUGUUCAAGCUGUCAGCAGGAAUCAGUUGUUAUUUUUCCUGCUUGCAAAUUUGAUGACGGGAUUGACAAACUCAAUAGUGGACACACUUGUUUGCAGCAGCUCGUUUUCUCUGUGUGUUUUGCUUUCGUAUAUGUUCGUGAAUUGCUUUGUAAUAUUUGUUUUACAUCAUUGGGGAAUUACAGUGAAAUUCUGGUAAAAUUGCAUUCAUAAAACUACAAGGUUCAUUUGGGUAUUUUGAAGAUUUUUGUGGGCUAGAGGGACAUUCUGUAAAGCUGAAGAUACUAUUGUAAAUAUUAUGUUUAUUUAUGUAAAUAAAUGUAUGUCUUGAUGAAAUGGUGUCUCAAAAUAAGU